AAAAUGCGCAUAGAUGUCUGUGAGUCUUCAGUGCCACUUCUGAUGAUCUAGAUAGGUGUCCAAGUGGAUAAUACAAAGACGAAGAGAACCUUCUUUGGAACAAACUUAAACUAAUCGGACUUUUCUUGUGCAUUUUCCUCUUUACGGAUCUUACAACAAGCAAAUUCUGCAAACAUGCCUGUGUCAAGGAUGAGGAUGAGACCAUGGCUGGAGAAGAUGAUCGAUUCAAACGCCAUCACGGGUCUGAAUUGGGUGGAUAAGGAUAAGACGAUGUUCUCAAUUCCCUGGAAGCAUGCAGCUCGACAUGGCUGGGAGAUGGAGAAGGACGCAUGUCUGUUCAAAAAGUGGGCCAUCCACACAGGGAAAUAUGUGGAAGGUCAGACCAGUGACCCAAAGACAUGGAAAGCCAACUUCCGCUGUGCAAUGAACUCACUGCCUGACAUCGAGGAGGUGAAAGACAAGAGCAUCAAUAAAGGCCACCAAGCCAUGCGCGUCUUCAGGAUGUUGCCUGCCACCCCAAAAUCUAGAGAUAAACGAAACAAAUCAAAGGACACAAAGCCAAGGAAGAAGAGCUCAAUUGUCAAGAUGGAGGACGACAUGGACAGUCAGACUCCCAUGGAUGAGUCAGCGCCAGAAGAAACUUUGUCCACUCAGGAGAACACAGUCGACAGCACAGUGAACACAGAGCCGCAAGAAUUCAUGUUUGUGGCUCCAUCUGUUCCUGACUGGCCAGUUGACAUCGAGCCUGAGAGCUAUAGCAACAACAACUUCCACCAAAGAUUUGAAGUUUCUCCUGACCACAGCCCUGAUUACGACUCUGCCAACGACGAGAUUAUUCAGAUUUGCCAGCAACUGGAGAAAGACUCAUUCUUGCUGUCAAGCAGUUUAGACUGCAAGGGGUUCCUGAGCAAUGAAGCAUGCACCAGUCCAGGAAGCCAGUGGAGUGAAUCUUCCUCAGAUGAAAUAGACGACAUGCCACCUCAGUACCUUACUUUGGGCACAGAGUUCCAAAAUCCCACAGACAACCUCUGGAACAGCUUUUACCAACAGAUCCCCUCAGUCCUGUACUGAAAGCUUCAGGACAGGACAGUGCAGUGACACUUUGGACUUUUAAAAGGGCUCUUCCUGCCCACAAUUCUUCCCAUCUGACAUCUCUUCUCAUCCAUUAUCAUCCCUCCAGUCUGUGAUGGCCCGGGUUCCAAACAUUAAGCUAAACCCCCCCCGUACCAUAUGGUCCGACGUUCUGAGACCUUUCCUCAUCUCCUUAAACCUUUCUGUGAAGUUAUGAAGAGAAGCUAUGAAGUGCGCUGCCUUGUUAGAGGAACUUACAUGCUUUUCAUUCUCUAUGUUUUUGGCUGGUUCAAGACAUGUUGGUGCUCAGUUUUUUGUGACAAUGAGUUGCAAUAGCACAUAAAUCUGUUUUGCUCAGGCAGUCCAUGAAGAUAUACUCAUACUAAGCCAUGAAUACAUAUGAGGUAGCCAAUACUUCAAAAUGCAAAUUGGAUUAUAUUUAGUGUGCUCAACAUUUUGCAUCAUUGUUAAUGUUUAGUAUCAUCCCAUAAAAUAUAUAUUUUUUUCUCCGUUAUGUGCAAAAGUUAUUUUACUUUAAGGGAUAAAAAUGCAUCGUAAACCUCUUCUGGUGAAAGCUCUACUUCAAAGUCAUACGUUUAUAAGACAAUUGUAAAUUACUGUAUAUAGUGUUUUGUUUGUGUGUUUUUUAUAAAAGAAAUAAAAAAUCUAAAUGUGAA
Dicentrarchus labrax (European seabass) is the source of this 1748-nucleotide messenger RNA. RefSeq names its product interferon regulatory factor 1b (gene irf1b). The record is from RefSeq and is a predicted model, not a curated record. Gene Ontology annotation, biological process: immune system process; regulation of transcription by RNA polymerase II. Lineage: Eukaryota; Metazoa; Chordata; Actinopteri; Moronidae. Gene Ontology annotation, cellular component: nucleus. Gene Ontology annotation, molecular function: RNA polymerase II cis-regulatory region sequence-specific DNA binding; DNA-binding transcription factor activity, RNA polymerase II-specific.